Messenger RNA from Aspergillus homomorphus CBS 101889, 2613 nucleotides. Its product is annotated as protein kinase domain-containing protein. Gene Ontology annotation, molecular function: protein serine/threonine kinase activity; ATP binding. Gene Ontology annotation, cellular component: cytoplasm. NCBI's taxonomy places the organism in Eukaryota, Fungi, Ascomycota, Eurotiomycetes, Eurotiales, Aspergillaceae. The record is from RefSeq and is a predicted model, not a curated record. The transcript has 2 exons. The coding region runs from base 253 to 2511 and encodes 752 amino acids. Gene Ontology annotation, biological process: protein phosphorylation.
CCCCCGAUAUCUUAGCCUAUUAUGUUUGAUGUUGAUUGGCGUUCUGUGUUUUCUGUCGCAGGUUAUUCUUGGUACUAUUUCUCGAAUUUUUGGGCUUUGGUGCACGCCUCUCUUAUUAGCUCUUUCCCAUACUUUGCUUCUCUCCCAUUGAUCUUCGAUUUCCUGAGACAUGUCUGUCCUGCAUAGAUGCGGCCGGUAUUAGCAUCUUCGUCACUCUCCCCCUUUCUCAUUUCCUCCCAGUAAUUAUAUUAGAUGUCCGCCCCCGCCUGUGGGGAAGCCUCCUCCCUCGAUGACCCGGAUCGCCAUGAGUCCGAAAUGUCGGCUCCCGUCACGUCACUUUGGUGGCCAGAGGAUCGGGUAAAGACCACCCUCUUGCCUGAAUAUGUCUUCGGCCAGCUUCCUUCGGAAGUGUUACACCGGCUGGUCGCUCCGCUGCCCUGGGGGGAGGGUCUAACAAGCGAAUCCUACUUGGACUGGAUCAUCGCCAAGGCGGGCAGGCUCUUUCUCAUACUUGUCGACAUCGGCAUCCCCGAUCGGAUUUUUGCACUGAUAGAUGAGUCUCUGGAUGACUCGGAUCUGCCCUUCUCUGCACCUAGUGUCAAGCGCCUGCCUCUUUCUGCGGAGAGCCCGAAUCCUGACCUCGAUCACAAGUUCUUUCUGGCUCAAUGGCGGUUCAUCGUCCGUGGAAUCACUGCGGGCGAUCAUGUCAAGUACACUCCCAAUGAGGGCGUUCCGGUGGAGCUGCUCCGCACCGGGACUUCGUUGGUAAGAGAAGGGGUUGAGAAAGUGGUUCUUGCCGGUGCGCCGUGUCGUGUACUCUUGCGAACGCAAGUUACUGUCGGCGGCGCACCUCACUUUUUUGAGGAAGACGAAGUAUUAGAGGAAAUCCGCUCGUUGAGGAGAUUGGCCCAUGACCACGUUUAUUCAAUCUAUGCUUCCUACUUCGUGGAUAACACGGUCUGCAUUUUGUUCUCCGGAGUAUACGAACGCACCUUGAUGUCCUUUCUCACCGACGUGCCUCAACCCUUCAAACGUCUUCCGAAGAACAAACGACGGGAGAUAUUGGUCAAUUGGCCGCACUGUUUGGCCAAUGGAUUGUCUUGGCUGCAUGCGCAUAGUCAUGCGCACAGUGUCAUCCGUCCGUCGAACAUCUUGGUCGACGCUGACUUCCGGGUUUAUCUAGGCCAAUUUGAAGCACUCGACACCCUGCUUUCGCCGGCCAAGCUAGAUGACAUCGAGUCGUAUCAGUAUGGCGCACCGGAGCGCUGGGUGCGCUCUGUCAGUGUACAGGAUACCAAUGUGUCGCGACCUACAAUUAGUCUUCCGUCUGGGGGCCGGUCAGCACGGAAGCAGUCUGCUUCAUCCUCCACACGCCCGUCUUUCCUUAAUCUAUCUAGACUCCGAAACUGUCUCCCGUCGGAUCGCGCGACAGAAAGCCCACGUGCAGAAUCGGUCACUUCGCAGGGGACUGCUAUACGCAUCGGCCUGCGAGGAUCGUCCUCUCGAGUCUCGUUCACCCAAUCAUCCUCUUCCGGGUCCAGUACUGGGAGUGUUCGCAAGCGCGCUAUCGGCUCCAUCAAACGACCCAUGUUUUAUACACCCUCCAUCACCUCCUCUCACUCAUCAGGAUCCUCUUCCGCGGCCUCUGCCAUUUACCACCCAAUCGGCUAUCCCAUCAUUGGCACCAACGCUGCCAUCGUCCAGACCUGGCAGACACGCCAAACGGACCCAGAAGCCUCCGAUAUCUUCUCCCUCGGAGCCGUGAUGUUAGACAUAUUCACUUUUCUGUGCAAGCGCAAGCUCUCCGCCUUCGCCCACCAUCGCGGAGCCAAGAAUAGAACAGCGGGCCGCGGGGGCGGCGUCGCCGAUUGCUCCUUUCACCUGGACCGAAACGCCGGCCAGGUCUGCUCAUGGAUCACGCUCCUGGACAACGACGCCAAGAAACACAAAGACUCCAUUUUCCAGGCCGUCCGGCCGAUGCUGGAUGUCAUCCGGGUCAUGCUCAGCAGAGAUCCUGUGGACCGGCCCUCCGCGUUCCAGGUCGAACAGGUGUUCGCGCGCGCACUCCAGAAGCUAGACCACGCCGCCCCGCUGCACUGCACGUCCAAACUGCAACAUCCCGCUCCACGACCGAAGAACGCCCUGCGCAUUGGCCCCAACAAGAACGCAGACGCAGCUUCGCAUAACCUGAUUGUCCCGCGCGCAGGACCAACAGCAGCACCCCGACCCCCUUCCUCGCUGGUCAGCUCGUCGCCAAGCACGGAAUACAUCACUAGUAACCCCGGAGGGCCCGUAAGCCCGAUGAGCUACCACCCCUCCACUGCAGCCUCUGCAUCCAGCUCCAGCCUCCCCGAUUGCUAUCUAACAGAUAGCUAUGUUACCGGCGGCAGCGACACCGAUCCGGAGCAGGACCGGUACAUGAAUCCCUGGCUAGACCCGGACUAUGUGUCCGAACCGACCAUGCAUCAUGAUCCGUUCUGGAACUAUAGCAUUGCACUAGGGAAACACUGACCUAUCCCCUUGGAAUCCCAUCUAUGCUCCUCGCGCAUUUCGCAAGUCUAAUACUGUCAGCCCUUCCGUCAUUGAGCGCCAGGCAACCGGCUCUACCUCUCC